Messenger RNA from Penicillium olsonii, 1218 nucleotides. The record is from the annotation of a GenBank genome assembly. NCBI's taxonomy places the organism in Eukaryota, Fungi, Ascomycota, Eurotiomycetes, Eurotiales, Aspergillaceae.
AUGCCUCCUCGAUUUACCCACCGAAAGUCCACCACCGGAUGUCUCCGAUGCAAAGCACGGAAGGUGAAGUGUGAUGAGCAACGCCCAGACUGUGGCCACUGUACCCGGCAUGGGGUAACCUGUGAAUGGCCAACCUUAAAGCCUCGGAUGUAUAACCCGGACAAGCCAAAGGCUGUUACCAGGCGCCCGGUUCAACCGAGUCCGCGACCCAGCCUGCCAUCCCCGGAGCUUGGGUCGAUGCGCAUCCUCGAGAUGAGACUGGUGCAUCAAUGGGUCACGGAAACAUGCAACACGAUGAGUUCCGCAAAAAUCCCCACCAUGGCCCGGAUGUGGGGGGUGUCAGUGCCACAGAUGGCGUUCGAAUACGAGCCACUUCUGCACACCCUGUUAGCGCUGGGAGCCGCCCAUCGCUCAACGCUUUUACCCCAAGAAGCAAGCGCGCUGCGCCCCGUCUAUCACGGCUAUAUUGAUUCGGCGGUUCAGCGACACCGUCCCGUGACUGCUCAACUGGACGAUACCACCACCGACGCAGUGUGCUUUAAUACCGUUCUUUUAUCCCUAUACACUUUGUUCCUCCGGUCGGAACCCUCGAAACUACCGUACAACCCACCGGUAAUGUGGCUCACUCUGGCUCAAGGCAUUCGCACCGUCAUCAAAUCAGCCUAUGUCCGCUUGGUGGAGAACAACUCCCCCCUGUGCCCGCUGCUUUUCGCCGCGCCGGACGUGUGGCGGAGCACCGAUCGCAAAGAGCGGAUCUAUACCGGGCCAAUGAAACCGCUGCAAUUUCUGCUUCAAUAUCGCCCAGAGGAUGACGCAAUGGACCAGGAGACACUCGAGGUCUACGAGGAGGCUGUCGCAUACAUAGAAAGAUUUUACAUAGCUGUCCAAAAGGGCACAGAGGACUAUCUGCUCCGCAGGAUGUUCUGCGGUUUUCCCCCGGUAAUCCCACAAGCUUACAUUGCCUACGUGGCAGCCAGACGGCCCCGUGCCCUGGUGAUUCUGGCGUACGCUUUUGCGCUGAUCCACGAACAUGAUGAUAUUUGGUGGCUUCUUGGGAUUCCAGCGCGAGAGGUGGAGGGAAUCAACAGCCUUAUUCCCCCCCAGUGGAAGUGGUUGAUGAUUUGGCCAACGCAUGUUAUAUCUGUUGGGUCGGCACAGGGCCAGGAAGUACCCAUCCCCCGAACGAGUACUGUCGUCACGGAGUCAUUCACACCGUGA